This is a messenger RNA of Amphimedon queenslandica, 712 nucleotides long. RefSeq lists its product as uncharacterized. The coding region runs from base 309 to 650 and encodes 113 amino acids. NCBI's taxonomy places the organism in Eukaryota, Metazoa, Porifera, Demospongiae, Haplosclerida, Niphatidae. The record is from RefSeq and is a predicted model, not a curated record. The transcript is spliced from 4 exons.
AGAACAUUCUAUUGUAUGAUACGCAGUGUAUGUGAGGUAUUGGGAGAUUUGCCACUUUGAAAAUGAAUAAUUUUUAUGGAACAUUUUGGCUACAACAACCUUAGCUAUGUGACAAUUCUAACCAAGCAAAUUGUAAUUUUAUUGUGGCAAGGGUACACACUCAAAAUACUGAUCUGAUAUUCCCUAUAAUUACUUCACAUUUUUUUUCAGGAUUGCUUUUUUACUUUUUUAUAGAUACAGUCAGGCCAGCUAUUGUAUCAUGUACACAGGACCAGAUACUCCUUGUAGGUGUCCCGGAUGUUGUCUUAAUGAACUGCCGCAUGUUCAUCAUUGUUACAGCAGAGGAUAAAGUAAUGAAAGAAUACCCAUCAACAAUACCUCAACGAAGUGAUGUGGGUCAGUUACUAUUCUAUAUGCUGGGUGUGAUGAUACAAAACGUAUCUGACAAUAACCAAUAUCAAUUGGGAUUAUUUAUUGAAGGAAAUCAAAUUUUGCUAUGCUAUGGUUCUCCUACUGUAUCUGUUGGGAGCAGGGAAGUGGAGAUGGACUUCAAGAUGUCGCAGUUUAUAAAUGUAUUAGAUGUCAAUUCAUUGAAAAUGAUCUGUGACAGUAUAUUGUCUGUCACAAACAUCAUUUUAGAGAACAAAUAAAAUUAUUUUACUUGUCUCCUUGCUUAUUACAGCCAUACCUACGUGUAUGUUGCUUUAAUGAA